Messenger RNA from Gigantopelta aegis, 8636 nucleotides. RefSeq names its product single-minded homolog 1-like. Gene Ontology annotation, cellular component: aryl hydrocarbon receptor complex; nucleus. Gene Ontology annotation, biological process: regulation of transcription by RNA polymerase II. The coding region runs from base 1 to 2517 and encodes 838 amino acids. The transcript is spliced from 12 exons. Gene Ontology annotation, molecular function: protein dimerization activity; transcription cis-regulatory region binding; nuclear receptor activity. Lineage: Eukaryota; Metazoa; Mollusca; Gastropoda; Neomphalida; Peltospiridae. The record is from RefSeq and is a predicted model, not a curated record.
AUGAUUGAACUAUGUGUGAAGGCCCCUGUGAAGGACCCUCCCAAGAGUAACCCCAGCAAGCGCCACCGUGAGCGACUCAACUCGGAACUCGACCACCUGGCGAGCAUGUUGCCGUUUGAGCAGAGUGUCAUCUCCAAGCUGGACAAACUUUCCAUCCUCCGCCUCGCGGUCAGCUACCUCAGAACCAAAACAUAUUUCCAAGCUGUUUUGCCAAAUCGUUACCUGGGAAUGGAAGGUCAUAUUUUGGGUCGGUCUCAUCUCUUCACUGAACCUGGCUUCUCAGAAGGGGAGAGCAUUCUACAGGCAUUGUAUGGUUUUCUGUUUGUGGUGACAUGCGAAGGAGAAGUUUUCUUUGCUUCCAGAACGGUGGAACAAUACCUUGGUUUUCAUCAGUCUGACAUCAUUCACCAAAGUGUAAUGGAGCUGAUUCAUUCUGAAGACCGGGAUGAGUUCAAACGUCAGCUCACGUGGAACUCAAGCCUACCACCGGAAAAGUCUACACUCUCACUUCACGAAAUCAUGCUGCCUGAAAAUCAUCAAUAUCUUCAUCGAUCUUUUACUGUGAGGUUCCGUUGUCUUCUGGAUAAUACAUCUGGUUUCAUUACUUUAGAGAUAAAUGGCUGGAUCCGUGUUCUACAUGGUUCAAACAGCAGAGUUGAUGAACUUCAACUUGGUCUGUUUGCCACAUGCUGUCCGUUUGGUCCCCUGUCACUGUUUGACAUUCCCUCUCGGGAACUGACCUUCAAGAGCAAGCACAAGAUGGACUUCUCGCCCAUCACCAUGGACAACAAGGGGAAGAUCAUGUUUGGCUAUGCAGACCAUGAACUGGCAGCCAAGUCUGGCUAUGACUUGAUCCACCCUGAUGAUCUGACCUACUUCUCAGCAGCACACCAGGAAUUGAUUAAGACUGGUAGUUCUGGUUUGAUUGCGUACCGCUGGAUGAUGAAGAUGUGUGGAUGGAUGUGGCUACAGUCGAGCUGUAAGGUGAUCUACAAAAACAGCAAGCCCGACUUCAUCAUCUGCACACACAGACAGCUGACUGAUGAUGAAGGUCAAGACUUGUUCACUAAACGAGGCAAUGAGUUCAAGUUGCCCUACCCACUCCUCGACAUAGACUUGUGUGCAGGGUUUGGGUUUGCCGAUGAAGAACUUAACUCUAAGACAAAAUCAAAAAGCAAGAAAAAAUCUCAAGGACGUGAGUUUUCUCAGAACAACAGGAAAAGGAAAGGUGCUUGUUUGUUGAAUGGGUUUAACAACAACUACCCAUACCCAUACGAUACAGGGGAGUUCAAGACGGACAUUGUUUACCCCUACGGCAGCAAUAACUUUGGAUUUGACACAGACAUAUACAGAUCUCAUGGUUACGGACCUUUAACAGGAUCUGUUUACCCAUCCACAGACUCAUAUCGUCUAGAGGCUGAGAAGCAUGGACUCUCUAACGGUUAUUACCUUGACCACAGGCAGUAUCAGCCAUCUCUUCCAUAUCCAACAAACGGGUAUGCAGACAUCAUGACAACUGCUCCAAAGUAUGGGUAUGACAUUCCCAAAUAUGGAUAUGACACAUACAGUAUAGAUCUCACGAAGAAAGGUUUAUGUGGUGAGGACUUGUCUCAUUAUGAAAAUGACUCUCGUAAGUAUGGGUAUGAUAUUCACCCACAUGAGAGGUUCCCUGCGAGGUUUAAUGGCUCCCUGGAGCCUGUGGAUCUUCGAUCUGCAGCUGUGUACAACACAAACAAUUUCAUGAACCCCAUCGAGGGGUCAGUGGCCCCGCAGUGUAUAGCGUCACCAGCUUUCUUCAGGACUGUCCAUAACCAGAAUCUGUAUCCAAGAGACCCCAAGCUAGACAAAGCAUCGUCCCCCGAUUCUCAGGAUCUCCUUCCCUCCAUCCCUCUCAGUCACAGCUCAGUGAUCAAGUCUGUGCCCAGCCGCGACUCCGGUCAGUCCGGUAUGAACAAUAAUCUGAACUCUUCUGUGUUGUCCAGCAUGAACAGUGAGCAGAGUAAGAAUUCAGAUGUGAACUGUUCCUCAUGGACAAUGUGUGCUAAAGGACAGCAGAUGUAUAAUAAUGGUGGUAGCUCAGGGUCAGGUUCAGACCGAGGCACAAGCCCUGCUCAUUCGGACUUAAGCAGCAACGAAAUGCAUUCAGGAGGUGGCGGUGGUGGAUCUCUAUCGAGAUCAAGUCCAAAAGUUGCAGGAGCUCCAGCAUCUGUCAUUCACAUGGUACGGUCAUGUGACAAGCAGUCUGUAAUCAGCAGUAUUCCUGUUCCUGUAGUGAAGCCAGCAUCGUGGCCACACCAUUACAACAACAACAACAACAAUAACACAAUGUAUGACAAGGACUGGUCGAUGACUGUUGCAGAUGCUUACACCUGCGGUACAAAGUCACAACGAGGAGCCAUCAUUGAUCCCAUGAACCACCCCAAGCACAUGGGCCUAAAGACACUUGGUAACUGUGGUGACAACCCACUCCUGAGUUUCUCAGAAAUGACACACACGCUCCUCAGCAGCAGCCACUGACACUUCCUCUGUUAACACUUAGCAUUACACACUUAACACUGUUCACAGGGUGUGCAUUCGUUCUCCUGGAGGUUACUAGUCCUCUAGGGUUCUCUUCACAGCUCCACUAGCAGUCGGCUUCCCUUGUGUGAUGGAGACUCUUCAGGACAGAGUCACGGUUAUCCACCCGAUAAACUCAGGUUGUGCUGGUUAUGGCUUCUCUCUAUUUAUUUUACUGUUGACACAUUAUGGUUUUUUCACAGUUAAUAUUUCAGAGAAAGAAGCCUUGCCCAACAUUCUAGACAAAGUAUCAUAAUUACCUUGUUUUUGACAUCACAUAGCCACUGUUUAUUCAGUGUGCUGAGGUGCCACUAAAUAAAGAUUCAUUUACUUGGAGACAUCAGUAUAAACUGGUGGUCAUUUGAUUCAUCUACUGAAUAAAAAUACAGUGGGGAAAUCACAACACAGAGAAAGAAUCAUUCAUCUAGUGCUUAUUGUUCUGUAGAAAAAGCAAUUCCAGAAAUGUUUUGUUUAUUUAAUUAGAAUGGGUUUUUUAUUGGUUUUGUUUUAAAGAUUCAUACCAGCCAAUAACACGAUCUAAAAAUUAAUGUUAAUGUGAAAAAUCAACAUGAGCCAAUGAUAGCUUGGUUUAUAUGUGUACAUUAAAGUUAUUGGGGAUAAGGUCCAAAGCAACCAAUGAUAGCUUUGGUUGUGUUAUUCGAAUGUCUUCUGAUAUAUCAUCAGCCAAUGACAGCGAAGUUAAUAUCUACUAAUAGCAAAGUUCCAAUGGAUAAAUUCAUGUCAGUUCAUUUGCUUUGUGGUGGCAAAUAUACUUCAUAUUACUUUUUUUUUUUAAAUCCAUGCAGCAUAUCUGGUCCAUUUUAAUCUUUAUGUGGGACACGUUUUGUUCUGUAGCAACCACACACAGACCGUUUUAUUGGUUAAUAUAGUUUCUACACUCAUUAAUGUACAGCAGUUUCGGUUUUGAUUGUAGUCGGGUCUGUAAUUCAUAAAAUAUGUAUACAUGUGUACAUGUAUCAUUCUAUAAUUUUAGCCUAUUUAUACAAGGCCUUUCUAAGCCUAAAAUAACUAAAGGGGACUCGUAAACAUCAGCAGAAGGUGCUGGCUAGGUUCUGUUUUGUGCCAUUCUAAUCUAUAACUUGUCAUGCAUAAAGUAGAUCACACAUUUGCUGUCUGUAUAUACACAGACAAAUGAUUUGUUGUUCAACAUUAUAAGAUUUGAGUUAAUGUUAUUUAUUUUGCUGUAUUUAAUGAUACAAAAAUGCUUGACUAUGUAGCCAUUGUAAUAUGAUUCAGGCUAAUAGAGUCCUUUUAACAUUUAAUAUUACAUGUUAUUAAUAUUUGUUUCCUCAGAAUAGCAAUAUGUCUGUAUAUUCCAUAUGUUUCUGGUGGUACCAAUGAUUGUAGAAGCUCAAACUGGAUUAUGCUUCCAAAUAAGUUCUGUACAUAUUAAAAUAAAUAGUAUAGGUUAAUAGCGAGUUACUACGAACAUUGGAAUGACUGGAAAAUGUUAAGAAAAACUGUGUUAAUCUGAAAAACAAUGCAAUGGCUGCAAAGUCAAAAACGUCACUUUAAGAAAGCAUUCGAGUUGUUACCAAGACAGUGCUUGUCAAUUUAAACGAAAACAUCUUACAGACAAACGAACGGUAAAACACGAAACAAAAUCAAGCGUUUAUAGCAUUUUGGAAAAUUAGAAUAUUUUUAUUAUAAUAAUUACUAAUUAUUAUUUCUGUUUGUUUCCGUGAAUCACUUCAUUGAAAUACAAUAUAUUUAAUAUAUAUUUGUUACCAGUCAAUUCAAACUGACAUGUAUGACAUUUACCACCAUUAUGAUGCAGGAGGUUUUUUUUUAUUUUACGCAUGUUAAAAUGAUGUAAUCAAAUAUUAUUUUUAACCAUAUUCAUCGUAUCCAUGAGCAUUACCAUUCAGGAAUUCUUGAAAGGACUUCGUUUUUAUGAUGGACUAGUUAAAUUUAAUUUAGAGCUAACCUUUUUUUCAAGGAAAAUAACUUUUAAGAAAAGAAGAUAAGAAUUCGCAAAACUCCUCUUCCCCCGGCUAAGUGACGCGCUCGGGAUCAAUAUCAGGUCUGUGCCUGUUGCCCUUUUUGGUUUUCUUGUUCAAGGCCACUGGCCAUCUUACCUCCCACAGAUCAUGGCUCCGUAUCGAUGAUAUGCUACCCAUUUGUUCCCGCAGAGAAGGCGACUCGCAACAGUUGAUCCCAUAGAACUAUAGGCUCUGUCCGAAUGGUCUUCAUAUAUAAAGGAUCAUUUUACACUAAUCCAUCCCACGUUGCCCAAGCGUCGUCAUACGACAAUUGUGGUUGCCACAAUCAGACGGUUGGUGUAACCAAAUAUUGACCCCAAGAUCUGGUCCAGAUUUUGCUAAUCUCUCUCUAAGGUGUUGAAGAAAGAUAAGAUGUUAACAAGAGCCGUGGAAUUAUAAAGACAUCUAUCACAACUUAAGUGGAUGGCUAUCGGUGUCCGGGGAUGUCAGGGCAUGAUUUCACCCGAUGCUUACUCACCUAGCACUCUCUGAACUCGGAUUAAGUUUUAUAGGGUGGGAGGAACUCGUAAAAGAAAGUUUGAGAGUAAAUCACCACCAGCUGUGAAUCUCGCGUUCCGUAAUGGUAGUCCAUGUUUCAAGGUGAUCGACAGUUUAAAAAGUAUUUCACUUUUUUCCCAAUACAACGAAUUCAAACCACUUAAGUAAUUAAAUAGAUUACAGUUUUCGACAUACAUGUUUAAUGGAAUGUAAUUUAAUUCUAUAUUAAACAGUUAAAAGUUAUUUCAUGGUAAUCGAGUUGCUUAUUUUAGGGUUAUAGUAUUUGUCCGUGUCAUCAUUGUUCCAGAAAAUGUAUGUAUUUCUUUAUAUCGUACACAAUAUAAAAUUAUAAUGGGUUGAGGAUAGGGUGGACAAAAUAUUACUCAAGAUAGCGUGGAAAAAACCCACAUUAGGAUUAUUUUCCAGUGGGUUUUUUGUGUUUGUUUUUUCUUUCUUUUUGUUCGUUUAAAGAUAUUCUAGUAAUGUUAAUAUUUGUGCCUGCUGGAUGGUUAAUGAUCUGGUGAGCUCAGUAUAAACCAGUAGACUAAAACUGGUAACCCAUAUUAUGUUUGUUUGUUUCUCGGUCACUCUUUAACAAGGCCUUUGAGAUGUAAUACGGGAAGGGUCUUGUACCACUUUCGGGACACCUGUUCUGCGCUCAGCCAGACAGAACGGAAAGACGUUCGCUAGACUGGUACAUACGCUUCAUCGUUAACCGAAUAAUCAGCAUAGGGAACCAAUCAAAUAGUUCGUGAAAUUUAGCGUCGCUCGCUGUCGCUGAACGCAGGCUGAUUAUGGCGAGAUCAUCACAGAUGAACAGAAUUAGACUCUCUAGUUGGUGAUUACGUAUCAUUCGGCAUAGGUUUAUCGAUAAGAUACACUAGCCACUGCAGAACCUGGAACAUAAACAAUUAUUUUUAGAUGGUUAUAUGCUGUUUUAUUUACGACCACUAAACCAGUGAUACGUGUCAACGCUAAUUUUGGUAAACCAUGGGAUUGCAGUUCAUAUGAAAACUUUUACACAUCAUAACCGAUAAACAUGCUGGUCACAAAAUUAGCCCACUUUACGUAGUCUUGAAAGAGUUAACCCAGUUUACGCAAUUCCAGAGUUUUUUGUUUUCUCUGUCACCAUGUUUGUUAGACAGACUUGUCCCAGAGCUCUAGCAGCAGUCACUUGCGGUUUGCACGACGGCAGAUUUAACCAUUUUCAUUCCUGUAUCUUGACAGGGGAACCAGUCCUCCAAACCCCGAUCAAUAUAGUCGAUAACUGCACCCACAAUUGAUUCUUCCAGAUUCUUCUUCUGACAAAAGGAAGUAGUGUACAGCUGCAACAUUUAAGACAAACCUGAAACCAGUGUGCGCUCUUUAUAUCCAGUUAAUUCCAAGUCGAGAUUAUUUUUAUGAGACUUGAGGGAGGUUAUCAACAAAGUAAGAUAUGGUCCAAACUCAUGUUUUGAUACAUGUAAGAACUCUCAUGUAAAACAAAAUACAAAAACGAAAAUAAAACACCCAAAAAUGUUUCUUCCUUUUUGUCAAAUCCGGAGUAGAUUUAGUAUUGAGUUUGAAACUACGUUUCUGAAUGAAAUUAUUCCCUAAAUUUGUUUCUAUUUGUAUUUGUUACUUUUAUAGCUGCUUAUCUCUUUCGACGUGGUAUGCAUGAUGUCGAUCUAGGGCAGAAAACGCCAGGUCCCCACAUACCAAUAUCUAUUUAAUCCUUUUUCUGUGUUAUUUUGAAUUAUUUUAUUUAAAAUAUAUCCACCCUUGACAAGACAUUCACACCGAGUAGUGUGGCACGAUUUAAUUAUGUUUAGAGCUUGUUCCAGAAAUGAUCACGAGGGAGCAGGGAGUGUUCUUCAAAACGCCUCACAGACUAUAGUAAAACACACAAAUCUAUUGAUUGAAAUUUUUUUAAGGGAACCAAUUAUACUUGAGACCAAAUUUAAUUCAUUGCCAGUGUAGUUAAAUUAUGUCUACAGUGUAAAAUACAAAGAUGUAAUGUUGGAUUGGACGUUAGUACUGUGGGAUUGAGAGCAAAUGAAAUAAACAAAUGUAGUGAUGGAAGGAAAUAAGGGAACAUAACAGUGUGGUAUUUGAGAGCAAAUUUAAUUCACUACUGGUGUAGUUCUAAAAUACAGAGACGUAACGUGGGAUUAAAUGUCAGUGGUGUGGGAUUGACAGCCAGUAACACGGUUAACUUCCUGAUACUGUGGAUGAGGGUUCUGGAUUCAAUCAAUAUUUGCUGUUACUAGUUUUGUGUUUCUUUAUCCCUUGCCAUCAAUACCCACUUACAAAAAGUAUAUUGAAAAAAAACCCCAAAUGUAUUGCGCUUUCUCAGUGGCAAAUGUUGCAUCUACUUCAGAAUUUCAUGCCAAAUAAAAUUAUUUUCAUAACUUUAAACAUACUGAGCAUACCUUUCACAGGGCUCUAACUUAAAAUUUUCGAGUUGUGCAAAUAACAUGCCAAAGAAAUUUUGAUGCGCAUAACGUAAAAUUCAUGACCCAGCAUUAUCGACAGCAAAAGUACUUUACCAUCGUGGACAGAUCCCUGGCUUGAGGGUUACCCGCCCCCUCCUCUCCCUCCUUCUCGACCCCACGUGAUCAUUUGUGGAAGAAUCUUUAAUUCCGACAGGUCUGCUUUAGUAACAGAUGCAAGGAUUGGCCUGAGUGUUCUAUAUUUAUUUUGUUCACUAACAGCGUGCCAGUGCUUCACAAUGAAUGACUCCCACGUUUGACUUCUGUAUUAAUUCAAAUAGCGGGAUAUAGGCUAAUGGUAAAGUGCUCACCUGAGGUGCUAUAGAUCCUAGGAUCGUUGGGGUUUCCUUUACAACCAGUCAUCUACGAUUGGUUCUUUAAAGACUGAUAUGUGCUGUCUUGUCUAUAGCAAAGUGCAUAUAAAAUAGCCCUGCUAUUUAGAUAACAAGUUUCAUUUCACUAAAGACAUAGCUUGAUGAAUCAUGUUAGUUAACUACACACUUUGUUUUCAAACUAAUAAUUAAACCUUUACACGACAGUAUAAUGUUCGAGAUUUUUAUUUAUUAUUUUUGUUAUUAUAUUAUUUUGUUUUAUUUUAAUUUAUUUCGUUUAUUUAUUUUAUUAUUUAGAAGAAAAAAAAACAAGAAAACCUUUUGGGUUAACAACUGGGUUUUUGACUUCUGAAUAAACAAAAUAAAUAUAUAAUAAACAAAACUGUCACCAUAUAUUAACAUAUUUGACAUCACUUCUCUUCCAUAUACCUGGCACUUAAUGCUUUGGCUUGUUUAAUUACCGUGUCCAAAAUUGUAUUCAACAGAUCCUGUUUGACCGUUGACAAAACAAGUUUUGUCACAAAAAAAUAUUAUUUCUGUACACCAUAUUUGUGACUAUUUAUGUACCUUGAAAAAAAAACGUAAUAAAGAAUAGACUGUACAAAUGUUUAUGAUCAGUGAGCAAUUCUUUUUAUACCGUUAUAUUUCUGUCAUGACUUGAGGAUCUCUCUCACCUCAGAAAUGUUAUAUAUAUUUCCGUAUUAUUUGUUUUUUGUUUGACAGCAUUGCUCUACUAUAGACCAUGACAGACGUACAAAUAAAGACAAACGUAUUUA